UUGGGGCUGAAUUUAGGAUCAAAGUUAAGUUCAUACUUAACAGGAGUGAAAAACAUGGUAGCUUUCCGUAUUCUCACAACAAAAAUUACAGUCAGCCCUCAUGCUUUGACCUUAAGAAACCCCUGUUGAGUCAUUCCUUUCCUGAGGGUUUUGGGGGUUUAAGCCGGCGGUGCAACGACGAACGAUUCCGCCACAACAAGCCUAGCGACACCAUCACUGCCAGCUUCGAAUCCGAUUGCUCCUCCGGCACCAGCUAGGAUGUCCACUUCGGAGUCGAAACUCCAAGACGCAGAAUCAAAAGCCGCCGCCACUAAAACCCUGGAAGAUCAACCACAAUCGGGUUCCUCAAAUCGGUCUGAGGAAAAAUAUUCCGAGGAAUCAGCCCAAUCAGGAAGGAUUCCCGAAAGUGGAGGUGGAGAUGAAGAAGGAGAGGAUCUAGAAGAGGAAGAGGAGGGGGAAUGUGGGUUUUGCUUGUUUAUGAAAGGGGGUGGUUGCAAGGAUAGCUUCAUAGAGUGGGAGAAGUGCAUUGAGGAGGCGGAGAAGAACAAGGAGGAUAUUGUAGAGAAGUGCUUUGAAGUAACCGGGGCUCUGAAGAAAUGCAUGGAGGCUCAUGCGGAUUAUUACGAGCCGAUUCUGAAGGCGGAGAAAAUGGCAGAGGAGGAAGCGAUUAUUGAAUUGGAGAAGGAAAUAACUCCAAAUGCUACCCAGCAAAAUUCGAAUUCCAAAGACCUGGAGGUAAAUCCGGGUUCCGAGAAUUUGGAAGAACAGAAGGCCUCUGCUGGAGGUAAGUGAAGUUGGUUGCUGCUCGUUAGAUCUGAUUCCUGAGGCGGAAAACAUUAUUUUUUUAGAGUAUUUUAGUUUCUAGUCUAUCUUUUAACAGGCUGUGGAAGAUAUCUUCCUUAAACUCUUUGUCUUAGUGCAACGGAAGCUGAUAAUUUUA
Molecule: messenger RNA, 940 nt
Organism: Benincasa hispida (wax gourd)
Lineage: Eukaryota; Viridiplantae; Streptophyta; Magnoliopsida; Cucurbitales; Cucurbitaceae
Source: RefSeq, a predicted model, not a curated record